Dufourea novaeangliae is the source of this 788-nucleotide messenger RNA. RefSeq names its product sentrin-specific protease 8-like. The record is from RefSeq and is a predicted model, not a curated record. The coding region runs from base 114 to 788 and encodes 224 amino acids. The transcript is spliced from 2 exons. Gene Ontology annotation, biological process: proteolysis. Gene Ontology annotation, molecular function: deNEDDylase activity; cysteine-type peptidase activity. Lineage: Eukaryota; Metazoa; Arthropoda; Insecta; Hymenoptera; Halictidae.
UGUAAAAUAAACAGAGGAAUUUUAAUUGUCAUAAAUGUCAAUGAGAUAGGUGUAAUUCAGUUUGAAUAUAAUCUAUUAAUUGUGUAUCAAGUUGAUUUUUAACACUGAACGUGAUGGCAAAAGAUAAUUCAAAUGAAAUUAUUCUGUGCUACUAUGAUUGUGUACUUAGAGUCAGAGAUGUAGCACUACUUCGAGGGACACAUUGGUUAAAUGAUGUUAUAGUAGGAUUUUAUUUUGAAUAUUUGGAUGUUAUGAUUAAUAAGAAUGGAAAAAAGGAGAUAUACUUUAUAAGUCCUGAACUAACACAGUUAUUGAAAUUAACAGAUCCAUCCCAGUAUAAUUUAUUUUUUAAUGAUGUGAGUGUGGCAGAAUGCAAGUGCAUAGUUUUUCCACUAAAUGAUUGUGAUAACAGAGAAUCUGCUGGAGGAUCACAUUGGAGUUUACUAGUAUAUUGUAAACAAGAAAAGACAUGCUAUCAUUUUGACUCAUCUAAAGGUUGCAAUUAUAGUAUUGCUGAAAACUUUGCAAAAAAUGUAAUGAAUUAUAUGCUUGAUAAAGAUGAACCUAACAAGAAAUUCAUCGAACCAGAUUGUCCACAGCAAGAUAAUGCAUAUGAUUGUGGAAUUUAUGUUUUAUGCUUAACAGAUAUAGUUACAGAGUAUGUUUUAAAGACUGGAAAGUUAAGCGAUUGUAACUAUAGUCAAGCUAAGAAUUUAGUUUCUACCAAACGUACACAAUUAUUAAACCUAAUAAAUGAAAUAAAACAUGAAGAAAGUACUGAAAAAUGA